Boleophthalmus pectinirostris (great blue-spotted mudskipper) is the source of this 4676-nucleotide messenger RNA. RefSeq names its product slingshot protein phosphatase 1b (gene ssh1b). Gene Ontology annotation, cellular component: cytoplasm. Bases 248 to 2797 code for a protein of 849 amino acids. Gene Ontology annotation, molecular function: protein tyrosine/serine/threonine phosphatase activity; actin binding. Lineage: Eukaryota; Metazoa; Chordata; Actinopteri; Gobiiformes; Gobiidae. Gene Ontology annotation, biological process: protein dephosphorylation; negative regulation of actin filament polymerization; actin cytoskeleton organization. The transcript is spliced from 15 exons. The record is from RefSeq and is a predicted model, not a curated record.
UCGGACUUCUUUCAUUUUAUGCUUGGUACAAACCACUGGCGCGCAAUCGAUUUUGCUGAUGCGGGCCGUCACUGCAGAGGGCGGAGGAGCGGGAAUUACAUCGCGCGCCUGCCGAAUGUCAGGUGCUACUGGAUGGGACUCUGACUAGGCAUUUUCUCCCCGGUGACAGACUAUUGCCGCGCGUCUUCCCAGAUAAGCGCUCCUCCUCUUCUUCCCCUCCCUUCUCUCCUCCAGCAGCGCACCGACUAUGGCCCUGGUGACUCUGCAGCGCUCUCCCACCCCCAGUGCAGCAUCCUCGGCGAGCACGGCCAACAGCAGUGCUGGGGAGGAUUUUGGGAGUGAUGAUGACAGGAAAAACAAUCAAUGCCUCAGUGAGAGUUUCUUCAUGGUGAAAGGAGCUGCCCUCUUCCUUCAACAAGGUGGCAUUGCACAGGAGCCAAAUACCCCCACUCAUCAUAAACAUGCAGGAGAUUUACCUCAACACCUUCAGGUCAUGUUUAAGAUCCUCCGCUCUGAAGAUCGCAUUAAGUUGGCUGUACGUUUAGAAAGUGGAUGGUCAGAGAGAGUGCGUUACAUGGUCGUCAUCUACACCAAUGGUCAUCAAGACACUGAGGAAAAUAUUGUUCUGGGAAUGGACUUUGCAGAUAAAGACAGUAAAACAUGUUCAAUUGGGAUGGUAUUACCACUGUGGAGUGACACAAACAUCCACUUAGAUGGAGAUGGAGGCUUUAGUGUUAACACCGCAGGGAGGUCACAUGUCUUCAAGCCUGUGUCUGUGCAGGCCAUGUGGUCGGCCCUUCAGGUCAUACAUAAAGCAUGUGAGGUGUCACGUCGGUUCAACUAUUUCCCAGGAGGCAUUGCUCUCACGUGGAUGGCCUUUUAUGAGAGCAGCAUCACCUCAGAACAAAGUUGCAUUAAUGAGUGGAAUGCUAUGACAGAUCUAGAGAGCACACGGCCAGACUCUCCUGCCACCUUUGUAGAAAGGCCAACAGAGAGAGAGAGGACAGAGUGUCUGAUUAAAGCCAAACUUCGUAACAUCAUGAUGUUUCAGGACCUGGAGAACAUCACCUCAAAGGAGAUUCGUAACGAGCUGGAGCAGCAUAUGAGUUGUAACCUCAAAGACUACAAGGAGUUUAUCGACAAUGAGAUGCUUUUAAUUUUAGGACAAAUGGACAAAGCCACUCUAAUCUUUGACCAUGUGUAUUUGGGCUCUGAAUGGAAUGCUUCAAAUCUAGAGGAGCUAAGGGACUGCGGAGUGGGUUACAUUCUGAAUGUUACAAGGGAGAUAGACAACUUCUUCCCUGGGCUGUUCUCCUACCACAAUGUGCGAGUAUAUGACGAGGAAGCCACAGACCUUCUGGCCCACUGGAAUGACACCUACAACUUCAUUGUUAAAGCCAAGAAAAACAGUUCCAAGUGCCUGGUGCACUGUAAGAUGGGGGUGAGCCGGUCUGCCUCCACUGUUAUUGCCUAUGCCAUGAAGGAGUAUGGCUGGUCUCUGGAGAAAGCCCACAACUAUGUGAAGCAAAAACGCAGCAUAGCCCAGCCAAAUGCUGCUUUCAUGAAGCAGCUUGCUGAGUAUGAAGGAAUCCUGGAUGCAAGUAAACAGCGCCAUAACAAACUUUGGAGGCCUGAAACUGAUGAGGAGAGCUCUGAUGAUCUGCAGGCGUCUGGUCACACCACUGGAGGAGAGGAGACGCCUGGACUCAGAGACGAAGAGGCCUGGGGGGGCUGUGGGGCAUCCCCCUGCAGAAUGGGACUGGAAAUGGAGCCCUUGGACUCACUGAACUAUAAUUACUACUUCAGACGUUUGUCAGAUUCUGCACUAGACAGUGAGCCAUCCACACCAGUACGAGGCCCACCUCUGCUCGGAAUGGAGCGGGUUUUCAUAGAGAUUGAAGAUGUAGAAAGGGAUGCCUUGCUGGAGGAUGAUGGGUUCCCAAUGGCCCAUUUAGCACUACCUGGAGAAGGCACAGCUGCUCAGACAUGUGGGCGUCUGGACCCUUUGGAGGACAUGAGACUGCGAUUGGAGUUCAGCACUUUGGAAGAAGAGGAUGAAGAGGAGGCCAAGAAGGAGGAGGCAGAGAUGGCUGCUCUGGCUCAAACCCCUGGAAACUCAGAUGGAAAGAGAGGAGAUGAUGACAGGCAGGAGGAGGGCCAGUUAGGCUUUGCCAACCUCAAUACUAACAACAGCAACCGGCUAGCAGCCAAGCGCAGCUGUCCUGCAGCCUUUGAUGAUAGUGGAAGCACUAGCAACCCUUUGAAGGUAAAGCCUUCAUAUCAGUCCUGUAAAGACUGUCUGCGUCUGCCCCAGGGUCGGCGCUGUGAUCGUCCAGCAGGGGGCCGGUCCCAUCGCUUAAACCCCUCACGUCAUUGUAAUAUCCCCUCAAUAUACAUCAACCCUCCUGGGACAGUCUUCACCUCUAGUCCAGUAUUACCAUCCAUGGCCACUGGAGUCAUCACUCCAAACCUCGUCCAGCCCUGCAGUCACUUUUGCCCCACCUGCUCCACUGGAGUCCCAUUCGUCCACCGGCCCAAACUAGCCUCCCCCAUGAGCUGUGAGGAUACCGACAGCAUGUCUGAGGAGGUGCAAGGACACAUUCAUGCUCAAACAGAUGCCAUAGAUCUCACCCCAGGCUUAACCCCUCAUUGUGAGAGUGCAGUUCCUCUCCAGAUGCAGAUACCACGAGUGGGGAUCGGAUUUGGACUUGAACUCAUGCAACAGAGGGCAGAGCAGCUUGAGAAAGUGCCCAGUUUGGCUGUGGAAGGCCAGCUUCCAGUCAGACCUCUGCCUUAAUAAAUGUGACCUGGAAAAGCUGAAGCUCUGGGGGCUUAGCUGUGCCUCCACAGUGAUCAGACGCAAGUGCAGAAGCCUGAUCAGUGCUGGCUUAUGCUACUGUCCAGCUCUUCUUGCAUCAGCAGCAGUAGGCUGCAUUUACAGAAAGGCUCCUAAACACACUGGGACUAGAUGAUUCAGCACUGGCUGGUGUACUUGCUUCUAGAAAACAGCCACUGAAGACAUUUUCUCUCACUUAAAAUGGUGUAUGAUUUGUAUCUUGCAGUUAGCUGGAAUUUCCAUAACCCAGUGGUGGUCGGUCAUGCUGACCAUAGACCGAAAAGCAGAACACUGCAGUUGAGGUUUUGGUCACCUUUUGUUAUUAAAGAUCACUGUUCAACUUACAGCUAGCACUUUGAUACUGUGCAAAGACAGAAAAGACAACAUGCUUCAUGCGACAAAAAAACAACAAGGCAACACACUAAUGUCCAUAAACUGUUUAGAUUAGCUCACCAAUAGUAUUUAAAAGCACGCUCAAUCCGUGUUUGCAAUUUGGGAUCACCGGCAUAGCAACUGAAUCAAGACUGUUUCAUAAGUUUUUGUUCUUGUAGAUUUGACUUUUUACCAGGGCAUUUAAUGUGACAUUAUAUGUGUAAAAAGCAUGUCAUUGUUGGUGGGUCUUGUAUCUGACCACCAUCAUCUUGUGUGUUUGCCACUCCAGUGAGUCCAAUUUUAUGACUGAUGUGAUCAUGUCCUUAAAGCACUUGACUGAGCAUGAUGACAGUGUUGCACAACAGUUGUUUGUACAUUCACACAUUUAAGUUAUGUUAUGAAAUUGAAAUCAUUUUAUUCUGCUUGUUUGGCACAAAAAUAUGUGAGGUCUCAUAUAAAGGGAGACAUACACGCUUUAUCAACUAAAGAUUUGAUUGCAGCUAAUACUACCUUAAAAUACAGGCACAGAAACAUUACUAAAAAGCUUCAGCACAUCUCCUGACAUUCUUGACUAUGGCAUAAAAAUAUAUUUUUUGUUAAUGUACUUGAACUAUGAUUCAAGUUUAAAUGCUGUCUGCCACGGAUCCUAAGUUGCUGUGCCAUAAGGAAUUACUGUGUAUAUGUGUACAUUUACUUGAAUUUGUGUUGCUCCUGUUUUCACAUGCUGGGUAUGCUGAAACCAAAGGGGUGAUUUUUUUUGGGGGGGGGUUGUUGUUUUUUUUGUUUUUUGUUUUGUUUUUUGCAUUUUUUGACAAUUUUGCUGAGAAUUCAUUUGACCCAUGCUACUGGAGCUGCUGGCUUGCUCGGUUAUAUAUUUUUAUUGCAAUUUUGCAUUUAUUACAUUUCCACAAGAUUACCAUAAGCACAUCCAGCUCAUUGUUCACUAGACAUGGUGCAUAGACUCUCCUCAUUUCGCCAACAGUUUGUACUUUUGGGUUUGUAUUUAAGUGCCUUAAACUCAGCCUUAGCUCCAUCAUAUUGAUUGAAGGCUUAGUAUCUUUGUUGAUGGUCUUGGUCUCUGUACAUACAAAACACAUUUACUCCCAGUAACAAUCAUUAACUUGUCUUUGAAACGUAUGGCAUAUCAUGUAUGCAAACAUAAACAACUGGUGGACUUCCGUUUCUAAUAUCCUAUAUAUGACUAGUCUUAUCUGUUUGAUAUUGUUCUGCCUCUGUGGUACACUGAAUGAUAAACCUCAAAUGACCUGGAAUGAGAACUAUCUUUUGCAUUUAGGAUGGGUGAGAGUUAUGCUAUCUUAAUAUUUUUUAUGUAGAAAGAAGUUUGUAACAGUUUCAACUUUGCUUUUAAUUAAAGUUGAAGUACAGUGUAAUGUAUUCCGUUACAAACAUCUGUCAUCAUAGACAAUCCACAACUUCCUCAUUGGCAUUUGUUUAUCAUUGGUUGUUU